AACAUUAUAUCAAACGAAGCUGUUUUCCUAAGACCUUAGUCGUCAUUAUUCUACAAAUCAUUCUCUUAACGUUGAAGGAGAGAAAAAGAAACUAAAAGAAAAGAAAAUUGAAAGUGCAGUGUUGUUUGGCGUUUAAUCGGGAGAGAGCUGCAGCAACAGCAAGCAUGGAAGCAGUUGAAUUUCGACGCCUUCUUGAUCUAUUCCCCAUCGUCCGAUCUCGCGAUUACCAUGUGGAAUCAGAUGCAUCAAGAGAGUCAACCUCUAAGUCAACGCAGAAUGAGGUGAUAAAGGAAUGGCAAGAUGCAUGGGAAGAGGAGGGUAAAAGGGAAACUGAGAAUCAAGGAAAUAGCAAAGAUGAUGCAUUUUGGGUGAAGCUAAAGUUGGUUGCUGAGAGGAAGGUGGGGGCAGCAGAAGCAGAGAGAUUUUGCAAGUCAUUUCAAAGAAUUCAUAAAAAACUUGUGCAUGAAGAACUGAGUUUAGAUGCUGCUCGGAGCUUUAUAAACUCGUCAAAAAGCUCUGAAGAAUAGUUUCAUGCAGGUUUUGCAUGAUUUCUUCGUUUUCUUGUCUCUUAAGAAGUGCACGAGUGACUUGGUUUGGAAGAGACAUUGUAAUCUUUUAGUGUUUGGAUUAAUUAAGUAUUGUGUAACAUUGAAUUAUGAAAUUACAGUUUGACAAUUCAAACUAUAAGUGGUGUCGUGUAAAUAAUUUUGGAUGUAGGC
Corylus avellana is the source of this 719-nucleotide messenger RNA. RefSeq lists its product as uncharacterized. Lineage: Eukaryota; Viridiplantae; Streptophyta; Magnoliopsida; Fagales; Betulaceae. The record is from RefSeq and is a predicted model, not a curated record.